This is a messenger RNA of Fusarium subglutinans, 1902 nucleotides long. RefSeq names its product P-loop containing protein. The coding region runs from base 1 to 1902 and encodes 633 amino acids. Gene Ontology annotation, molecular function: GTP binding. NCBI's taxonomy places the organism in Eukaryota, Fungi, Ascomycota, Sordariomycetes, Hypocreales, Nectriaceae. The transcript is spliced from 7 exons. The record is from RefSeq and is a predicted model, not a curated record.
AUGGCGCCGUCUACAAACAUUAUUAUCGCAGUAAUUGGCGUUACCGGUGCUGGAAAGACGACAUUUGUUAGCAAGGCUGCCAAUCGAACAGACUUGGAGAUCGGCCAUGGGAUCGACUCAUGUACACAAGACAUCGAAUCGGUCACGUUUAACCUUGAUGGCAAUCAAGUAACGCUGAUUGAUACGCCCGGUUUUGAUGACACUUUCAAGUCUGAUGGGGACAUCCUACAACUGGUCGCAAAUUACCUAUCCGCAACUUAUGAAAACGGUACACUAUUGAAUGGAAUUAUUCUUCUGCAGCCUAUCCAUGGCACCAGGCUUCAAGGUAACGAAAUGAAACGGACUCGGCUGUUCAAAAGAAUUCUUGGUGAGGAUGCAUACAACCGCGUCAUCAUCGCGACAACAAUGUGGGGUAUGCUCAGAGAUGAUACGCAUGGCGAUCAACAAACCCAGGAAAGAAAAGAACGCAAUGAUGUCUGGGGCGACAUGGAGGCACUUGGAGCGCAAAUUGUUCGCCACGAUGACAAUCAGAACUCAGCCUUGAAUAUCAUUCGCAAGGUGUUCGACUUUCCAAGUCCUCAGCCUCUACAAUUUCAGACCGAACUUGCACUUAAUAAUGGAAGGGUUGCGCUUACGUCGGCUGGAAGACAGCUCGAUGAAGAUCUAGGAGAAGUCGUCGCUCGCCUCAGACGAGAGAUCAAGUCAUUGAGACGAGAACGAAAGGCGGCACAGUCAGAGAUUCAGGAUAUGCAAGAGAGGCUUCGGGAAUUUCAGGCACAAAAGUCUAGCCUGGGUGGGGCAGUUUGCUACUUUAUUAGACACAAGGGUUUAUGGGCAAGCUCCCUAGUAUCAAACGGGUUACAGAAGCCGGUUUCAUGCGACAUCGAUGAGGACCAGUUUGACAACUGGGAGAUGUACCACUCUCUGGCUUGCAGCUUUGAUCACCGAUGCUUUCCCACUGUCGGUGUUGGAACGAAUCGCGACGUUGACCCCACAGUCAAUGCUUUGCGUACCUCAGGACACAGAACUUAUCCCUCCUUUAUACUCUCCAGCGCAAUUCUAUCAAUGAGCACCAUGGAUGAUGCCAAUUCUCUGCAGUUUCAGCUCGAUACUGAUUUCAGCGAGAUGGCAGACACUGAACAGAAAAUUACCUUGAUCCUUACAUCCUACCUUUCAGAGAAACAGAGCAUUACUACUCCAGAAGCCGCUGCACAAAUUGAUAAUCUUUUUCCGCACCAACCUGAAAAAGACGGGAAUAGAAAAUCACUAGGAGGUUUCCUUGCCGCCUUUUGGGACCUUGCGUUCCAAAUCGCUGUCCAGCUUGACUACCAAAGUCAACAAAUGCAAAAGUUCGUCUCUUUGAUUAAGGCCCUGCGUGACCUCCCCAGUACUGCUAUCAUGGAGGACGGCAGGUGUUUAUGGCAGGACUUACCGGACUUGUCGCUUUUCUUUACUGAAAGAUGGAAUCAAGCAGGAAUUACGAAUCAAGCUACCAUUCCACCUGAAGCUAUUCGGCGUUGGGUCAACAUGAAUGGCCUAGCCGCAUAUCUCACGAUUGAAAACCUCUAUGGAGGUUUGUACCGCGCUUUGGAAAGUAUCAAGCUAGGGCUAGAGAACGGCAGCAGAAGGGAAGCUCAAAACAUCAUCGAUUGUUUUGCUCCGGCAGCGGCGACUUGGUUUAUUCUGUCGUCGCAGCACAUUUAUCACAUGUGCAGAGAGAAUGCCCUCCAAGACUCAAGUAAUCGGGGGCAGCUAUGGAAAGGGAGAUCUGGGUUCAAUUUGGAGCGUUGGGCUUUUUGGCGAUCACGAUUUAUUGAGUUGAGAAAUCACUCUUUAGCAAAUGAUGAGCUGAGGGAGGUUUUUUUGGAGGCGGAGACUGCCAUGGAAACAGUGAGCGAGUGA